Salmo salar (Atlantic salmon) is the source of this 2503-nucleotide messenger RNA. RefSeq names its product L-threonine 3-dehydrogenase, mitochondrial. The record is from RefSeq and is a predicted model, not a curated record. Lineage: Eukaryota; Metazoa; Chordata; Actinopteri; Salmoniformes; Salmonidae. Gene Ontology annotation, biological process: L-threonine catabolic process. Gene Ontology annotation, molecular function: L-threonine 3-dehydrogenase activity.
UGCUUGGUGCGCUUAAUCCGUGACCAAUCGGAGGGUAAUCUUUUAAUUCUAAGCGUUAACUACCAUGAAAACCGUUUUACAAGCGCAAUUUUCAUAAAUUCGUUUUGUAACAUAGCGUGAAAUGCGAUUGUGUGAUCUGUAAAGUCUUCAGUUUGGGCAACAAGUGGUUGGCACGAACAGAGACUGACUGCAGGUUUUUGUCAGCACACAGGGGAAACAGCUCCACAUGCUACCAGGUAUGCGGUGCUGUAUGUCCUCCGCGGCAGCUGUAUUCGGAUCGUUGUGCCAUGGCUGUCGCAGCCGGGCGCGUAGUUUGUCAUUCCAGGGCUUUAGUUGGUCGCUCCGACAGAACUGCCGGUGGAACAGUCAGGAUUCAAAUGACCUACCUACUGCGGAGAACCCGCGAAUUCUCAUCACAGGCGGCCUUGGCCAGUUAGGUGUGGGGCUUGCAGAAAUCCUGAGGAAACAGUACGGAACAGAAAACGUUAUCCUAUCGGAUAUUAAAAAGGCUCCACCGGAAGUGUACAGAAGUGGCCCAUUUGUGUAUGCUGACGUGUUGGACUAUAAGAACCUCAGAGAGUUGGUGGUGAAUAACCGCAUCACCUGGCUGGUGCAUUACAGCGCUCUACUCAGUGCUGUGGGAGAGGCCAAUGUGGCCCUGGCACGCAAGAUCAAUAUCACAGGCCUUCAUAAUGUGCUGGACCUGGCUCUGGAGAGCUGCUUACGUCUCUUUGUCCCCAGCACCAUCGGAGCUUUUGGCCCAUCUUCUCCCCGUGACCCCGCACCUGACCUGUGUGUCCAGAGGCCUCACACCAUUUAUGGGGUGUCCAAAGUGCACGGCGAACUGAUGGGGGAGUAUUUUCAUCACAAGUAUGGACUGGACUUCCGCUGCCUACGCUAUCCUGGCAUCAUUUCAGCUAACACACAGCCUGGGGGGGGAACAACAGACUAUGCUGUCCAGAUUUUUCACGAUGCACUCAGCACAGGUCACCACGAGUGCUAUUUACGAGCUGACACACGUCUGCCCAUGAUGCACAUUGGUGACUGCCACCGUGCGACUGUGGAGUUCAUGCAGGCCCCGGAAUGCCAACUGUCGCUGCGCACGUACAACAUCGCUGCCAUGAGCUUCACCCCUGAGGAAGUUGCCACGGAAAUCCGCAAGCAACUGCCCCACCUCAAGGUCACCUAUAACCCUGACUCUGUCCGCCAGACCAUUGCAGACAGCUGGCCAGUGAGGUUUGAUGACUCCAAUGCACAGAAAGACUGGGGCUGGAAGUCGACCUAUGGGCUUGAGGAGCUCGUCUCAGACAUGCUAAGCUCCAUCCGUGACAAGAAGACCAACGCCGGACUGCCAGUCAGCUAGCAGGCCCCACUCACAGAGACUGACCUACCAAUCACUAUUCCCUUAAGUCCACUUCAUUCUGGGGCUGCCUAUCACAACAGACCCUCUUUAACCUUAGCAUCAUUUCCAAACCAGGAACCUUUUGUAUGUCAGGAAUAUUCUACCAAUAAACCAGGGACUAUUUUCAAACCAGGAAUAUUCAGCCAGAACCACUCAACUUGCCACGACAGUGGACACUGAAAACACACACACACACACACACACACACACACACACACACACACACACACACACACACACAGUAGGCAACAAGCACACGCUCUCAUAAUAGCAGCCUUACUCAUUUCAGGGAACCAUACUGUCAAUCAUUCUCUUCUGUUACGACAUUCUUCAGUUUCUGUUUAAUUGUGAUAGAGAUCAUUUAAGUAUCAUAUCAGGUUUAACAUAAGCCUCAAACCUCUGGGGGAAAUAGGCUUCAGGCAAAUGAUUUUACAUAUAGUUAAGUCAAAUCAAAUCAAAUUAUAUUUGUCACAUGCGCCGAAUACAACAACCUUACAGUGAAAUGCUUACUUACAAGCCCUUAACCAACAAUGCAGUUUUAAGAAAAAUAGUAAAAAAUAGAUAAGUACAUUUUUUUUAAAAUAAAAGUUACAAAUAAUUAAACAGCAGCAGUAAAAUAACAAUAGUGAGCCUAUAUACAGGGGGUACCGGUACAGAGUCAAUGUGUGGGGGCACCAGUUAGUCAAGGUAAUUGAGGUAAUAUGUACAUGUAGGUAGAGUACCCCUACCAUCAGUUUACAGUAUCUCAAGGGGUUGGCUUUCAUUUCCCUCUUGGCAUUAGGGUAGUAUAGAGGGCACAGUGAAAUGACACAGGAGCAGUGAGAGAUAUAGGGAAACCUAUCAGGCAUAAUGGAUGCAGAAGAAACAGAAAAUCCACAAUGUUUAUAAAAAGGCCUUUACAACAUAACUUCAGAAAAUGUUCAAAUAUCUUCAUAUUUCUUUACAGGCACAGUGUUAUUUUGGGUACAAAUGGGUACCAAAUAAAUUCUGAAUUGAAGCCUUAUUUUUAAUUAAAGACUUAUUAGAAAUAUAUUUGUGGGUAAUGAACAAAAUUGCAGUGUACUUUUGAUCAGAAAUUGAAUAAAUCUCUUAAUUUCCUCA